AUGUCACCAGCUCGGCUUUCUGAAGAUUUGACCACAGAGAAGCUGUGCAAACAGGUAGUACGCUCAAUAGAGGAUCAUGAACCUGAGCUCUUCGCUAUUAAUAAACAUAUCCACGAUCACCCUGAAAUACGGUUUGAGGAGGUUCAGGCCCAUGAUGGAAUCUGUGACCUGCUGGAAACGAUGGGUUACUCGGUGGAACGACAUGCGUAUGGACUCAGCACUUCGUUCGAGGCUGAGUACGGCACUGGCGGACGGGUUGUGGUAUUCAAUGCUGAGUACGAUGCUCUCCCAGGUAUAGGGCACGCUUGUGGUCACAAUCUCAUCGCGACAAGCUCGAUCGCAUCCUUCAUCGCGGUUGCAGAGGCCAUUCGGGACAGUCGAAUCAGUGGAAGAGUGAGAUUGUUGGGAACGCCAGCCGAAGAAUCAGGGGGAGGAAAGAUCAAAUUGAUCCAGGCAGGAGCUUACCAGGGGAUUGAUGCAUGCAUGAUGUCCCAUCCCGGACCCGCCUCAUCAAAGAGUGACGAUGGCAAGCUCACUCUAGAUGGGACAUCAGCCACAACUUCUCUCGCUCGAAAAAAGGUAAAUGUUACUUUCAAGGGUCAGAAUGCUCACGCUGGACUCAAUCCUUGGGACGGAACGAACGCGCUUGAUGCAGUAGUGGCUAGCUAUGUCAAUAUCUCUUUACUGAGACAGCAAACGCAGCAGACAGCACGGAUUCAUGGCGUCAUCCGGAAUGGGGGAAUGGAGCCGAAUCUGAUUCCUGACGAAGCUAGCCUAGAGUAUUUUAUUCGGGAUACCAGUGCAGUCAGCGUGAACAGUAUGGCCAAGAUGAUUGAGGCUUGCUUCAAUGCAGGUGCACAAGCAACAGGCUGUAGCCUGGAAUGUGUCUGGGACGAUGAAUGCGAUUAUAAGGAUCUGAGACCGAACAUGACAAUAGCUAGAUCUUUUACCCAGCACAUGUCAAACAUUGGGAGGAAGUACCUGGUAGAUGGUCGGAGCUUACCCAUGGGGGCAUCUACCGACAUGGGUAAUGUGUGUUACGAAGUCCCGAGCUUUCAUGGCUCCUUCAGUGUUGGUCCAGAAAUACCGGGCGCAAGUCCACAUAACCCGGAAUUUGCAACAGCUGCUGGAACCAAAUCUGCUUUCUUAUUAGCGAUGGACUGUGCCAAGGGAAUGGCAAUGACAGCGUAUGAUAUUCUCGCAAAUGAUGCAAUUGCAGCAGAGGAGGGAGACUUUCUCAACAUCUUCAAAUCUCUUCCUCUUUACGACUGGUCGCAGUUGGCGAUCGCAAGCAGUCGGUUGAUGCAACUGUUUCGAACGGCGGCGCGCCGUCAAGCGAGAUUCGCUGCCGUUGGACGAACUUGGUAUCGAAGAGCGCAGCACGAUUUCCAUGGUCCACAUAAGGAAUACUUUCAGCACCCAGGGCAGACCCCCGUCCCAGAUGCCACACCCUAUGUCCUUCCACGACCGAUCCCAGUUAUCCAAGGUUCCGCUGGACCCUCGCGGAUCGUUCGCGCUGCAAGAUCAGUCUCGUGGGCCAUUCUCUUCUACGUAUUGGGUACCGCGGCAGGUACAGCCUUGAUAACAUGGCAAUACUUGCAACCACCUUUCGAACAGGGAUCACCGGAGGAUGAAGAGAUGAUCGAAGAGAUUCUUGAUACCCUAGAAACACAUCCGCUUGUUGAGUCACUCCGAGAAGAGCAAUGGAUCGAGGAUAAUCGCUACGCGAGUCAACUCAGAGGCAUAGGGCCCGGUCUCCACCUCGUUUGGGAGCGGCUUACGGGCACCCAAGGUAUCACCGCCAAAGCUUUUAGGCAUCCUUCCCAAGAAUGCACGAUGUUGGUGUUCUUUCUAGGCUUCGGUAUGGAAGGCUGGCCUGAUGUGAUACAUGGAGGCAUCCUCACGACGUUACUGCAGGAAGGCGUGGACCAGCAUAUCCAUAAUUUCUAUGCACACGAAGGCACCGCACAAGAACAGGUCAUCAGCGUUGAUUUCAAAAAGCCUGUUCGGCCAGGGGAGAUCUAUGCUAUACUCGUCCCACCUGGAGCGACGGAGACCAAUCCCACACCCGGACAGAAGGUUGUUCAGCUGGUACCGAUCUUGAUGCAUAUGGAAGCAGCUCCACGAGUUCGUUCAAGCUUUGAUGCAACUUCCAAUCAAGACCAGCAUGUAAUUGACGUCCGAACUCCUGGAGCUGUUGAUACCACGCAUGCGGUAGGCACUACACAGGUGCGACUUCUUGUCGACAAUCAGCACGCUGAGCUCGACCAAAAGGAUGGCGAUAGCCCUUGA
Exophiala bonariae is the source of this 2292-nucleotide messenger RNA. RefSeq lists its product as uncharacterized. Gene Ontology annotation, molecular function: dipeptidase activity. The transcript is spliced from 6 exons. Bases 1 to 2292 code for a protein of 763 amino acids. The record is from RefSeq and is a predicted model, not a curated record. Lineage: Eukaryota; Fungi; Ascomycota; Eurotiomycetes; Chaetothyriales; Herpotrichiellaceae.